Molecule: messenger RNA, 405 nt
Organism: Metopolophium dirhodum (rose-grain aphid)
Lineage: Eukaryota; Metazoa; Arthropoda; Insecta; Hemiptera; Aphididae
Product: putative nuclease HARBI1
Exons: 3
Coding region: 1-405 (134 amino acids)
Source: RefSeq, a predicted model, not a curated record
AUGCACGAACGAGUUCCCAAAAGGUAUGUGAGAGAUAUGCAAAAUCCAAUAGAUUACUACAGUGACAAAGAGUUCAAAAACAGAUACAGAUUUUCUAAAACUUUAGUUAUUGAAUGUUUAAUGCCUCUAAUAUUUAAUGAAAUUGAAGCUGUCACUACAAUGAGGGGUUUACCAGUUCCUCAACUUAUUAAACUUUUAGCAGUAUUACGAUUUUAUGGAACAGGAAACAUUCAAUUAGUUUCGGGUGAUUUGGUUGAAAUUAGUCAACCAUCAAUAAGUAGAUGUGUUAAACAUAUUUCCCAGGUUAUUUUAAAAAGUUUUAAAAAAAUUAUAAAAUUUCCAUCAAACCCACAAGAACAAAGACAAAACCAAUUGUUAUUUUACAAUAUUGCAGGUAAUUUUUAG